UUUGAUGAUAUUAUGUUUGAUGGUAUUGAGCAAUGGAGUUUAUUGGGUACGUGCUCAUCUAUUCUAUUACUAAAUUGCAGGAUCUGGAAGCUCCAUCACAUGCUGUGUUUUUUUCGUUAUCCAUUACCUAUGGCUUUUAGUCCUGAUCCCUGCCCUGUAUUGUGUAGAAAAAAACAUUGCAAAGUUUGGGAGAGUUAACUGGUCAAGGACAAACCAAUUUCAGAAAUCUAAUUGCAUCAGAAGCAGAAUUUAGACGGAAAUUGGAGAACAUGAAGACUUUCACUUAUUGGAAAUGGAGUAUGUUAACUUACCAUCCUUAUUUGAAAAAUUCCUCCAUUUCGAGUUGCUAAUGCUUCAAUCAAUCGUUCAUGCUAGUGCAUUGGUUGAGAGUAGAGCUUUGAGAGGCUAAAGAAAAAUUUUGACGUAUUGAAAUACGUCUGCAUACCUUACUGCAUGUCGUAUUUUGGACAAUAAGAGUCAUUUACUGCAAUACAUUUGAUUAAAUCUGCUUAGUUGGCAAGCAGGUACUGUGGGUUAAACCCGUUAUCGAGAGUGCUACGACAAAAAUACUCUUUGUGGUUACGGCGGUUCCUGGUGGGGCUCUUACAUAUGCCAUUGUGUUCAACAUAGAUACCAUAGUAGUGAAGCUCAUCAGUGGACGCAAAGUCCGGAAUGAAUGGUUGACUUCAAUAUAUCGGGUUGGCAUAUCUGCCUUCAAGGUUUAUUUGGCACGAAUGUAUGGCAAAGAGGCGUCGGAGGUGCGAAGACUGUAGGCUAACUAGAAGCAUAGGUGGACUUAGACUUCUAAAUGUCGAGGAACUUACCACUAAGAGCGAAACAUGUAUUGAGCAUAUAGAUGAAAAUUCU
Messenger RNA from Sclerotinia trifoliorum, 867 nucleotides. The record is from the annotation of a GenBank genome assembly. NCBI's taxonomy places the organism in Eukaryota, Fungi, Ascomycota, Leotiomycetes, Helotiales, Sclerotiniaceae.